Messenger RNA from Amyelois transitella, 1370 nucleotides. RefSeq lists its product as uncharacterized. Bases 61 to 1263 code for a protein of 400 amino acids. The transcript is spliced from 2 exons. The record is from RefSeq and is a predicted model, not a curated record. NCBI's taxonomy places the organism in Eukaryota, Metazoa, Arthropoda, Insecta, Lepidoptera, Pyralidae.
CAUACGCAGCAUGAGUUUCAGUUUUCUACGGGCUGCGUAACGGUAUAGACGUGUUCAAAAAUGAUCAAUGUCAGAAGAAUAUCUGUCGCUUACAUACUUUACAAACGACGAAACAAGAAGACAAGAGUACAUGUUGAUCCCUUUCUUGAAAAUAGGCUUCUUGCUGGGGCGUUUGUUACACACUUUGGAAAACUACAAAAUAAUGAACGUAAAUUUAAAAAUUACUUUCGAAUGUCCAUUCGUUCUUUUGAUGAACUGUUGUGUAAAAUUGAGAAUAAGCUACAAAAAAGCAGUUUACGAAGGAUUACAAUACAACCGAUUGAGAGGCUCGCUAUUACAUUAAGAUAUUUGGCAACUGGUAAUACAUUCACUGAUCUACACUAUUCCUAUAUGAUUGGAAUUGCAACAAUUAGCGAAAUAGUAAGACAAGUUUGUUACAUAAUAUGGAUUGAACUAAAGUCUGAAUGUAUUCCACAGCUUAAUGGGAUCAAAUGGAAAGAAAUCGCAGAGGGAUUUCUCACAUAUACAAAUUUUCCUAAUUGCUUGGGUGCUAUUGAUGGAAAACAUAUAAGAGUGAUUCGGCCGCCGCACAGUGGAUCACUAUAUUUUAAUUAUAAGAAAUAUUAUUCUGUAGUGCUCCUCGCAAUGUGUGAUGCUGAUUAUAAUUUUACAUAUAUUAAUGUCGGUACCAGUGGAAGCAACGCCGAUUCAACCAUCUUUAGAAGGAGUCAAUUGUAUACGAAACUGGAAAGUAACACGUUGGGUAUCCCUGACCCGCAAGAGUUGCCUAUUAUUUGCCCCGAAGUAGCUUAUCCAUCUAGUGUAAGAGCAAAGUUGCCGUUCGUGAUAGUGGGAGAUGAGGCAUUUGGUUUAUCAUCACAUGUGAUGCGGCCUUAUGCUCGUGAUAAUUUACCUUACAAAAAGAAAAUAUUUAAUUACCGUCUGUCCAGAGCUAGAAGGUACAUAGAAUGCACUUUUGGAAUUAUGUCAAAUAAAUUUAGAAUAUUUCACAGAUCCAUGACUGUCAAGUUAGAUCUAGCACAAUUAAUAGUCAAGACGGCAUGUGUACUUCACAAUUUCAUAAGGAAACGGGAUGGCUACAUGGUCAGCCAUACAUUUGUCACAAAUGGUUUUACGGGACCACUACCCAGGCAGCAGACUGAAAGUAGUAAUACGUCGGCAAGUAAUAUCAGAGAUAUAUUUGCAGAUUACUUUAUCAAUGAAGGAAAAGUCUCCUGGCAACACCGAUAUAUAAUUAAUUAACUAAACUCAAAAGGUUUUAGAAGGUUUUUGAUGUUAUUUGUGAAUUAAAUAAUUAUGCUUAUAUUAAUAAAGUAAUGAUGCUUGUAUAAAUAAAAUAAUGAACCAAA